Oncorhynchus nerka (sockeye salmon) is the source of this 1693-nucleotide messenger RNA. RefSeq names its product protein Wnt-8a-like. Gene Ontology annotation, biological process: canonical Wnt signaling pathway; cell fate commitment; multicellular organism development. The record is from RefSeq and is a predicted model, not a curated record. The transcript has 6 exons. Bases 1 to 1071 code for a protein of 356 amino acids. NCBI's taxonomy places the organism in Eukaryota, Metazoa, Chordata, Actinopteri, Salmoniformes, Salmonidae. Gene Ontology annotation, cellular component: extracellular region. Gene Ontology annotation, molecular function: frizzled binding; cytokine activity.
AUGGUCUUUUGUUCGUUCCUUUGGCUCCUGGUGCUUUUCCUUCUCCACAAAACUCUUCUUGGACAUGCCUGGGCCUUGAACAAUUUUCUGAUGACUGGACCAAAGGCCUAUCUGACGUAUGCUAGUAGCGUGCAAGUGGGCGCGCAGAGCGGGAUCCAGGAAUGUAAACACCAGUUUGCUUGGGACAGGUGGAACUGCCCGGAGAGUGCGCUCCAACUGUCAACUCAUAAAGGCCUUCGAAGCGCUACGAGCGAGACUUCUUUCGUGCACGCGAUCAGUGCAGCAGGUGUCAUGUACACACUGACCCGCAACUGUAGUCUCGGGGACCUGGACAACUGCGGCUGUGACGGCUCGAGAAAUGGUCAAAUUGGAGGGCGUGGGUGGUUGUGGGGCGGCUGCAGUGAUAACUUGGACUUUGGGGAAAGGAUGUCAAAACAGUACGUGGACGCGCUUGAGACUGGCCAGGACUCACGGGCGGCUGUCAACCUUCAUAACAACGAGGCCGGUAGACUGGCGGUGAAAGCCACCAUGAAGCGCAUCUGCAGGUGCCACGGUAUGUCUGAGAGUUGCUCCGUUCAGACCUGCUGGAUGCAGCUGUCUGACUUCAGAGACAUCGGCAACUACCUCAAAAUCAAACACGACCAGGCGCAGAAACUGGAAAUGGACAAGAGGCGGAUGAGGUCGGGGAACAGCGCCGACAACAGGGGCGCCAUUGCGGACGCGUUCAGCAGCAUCGCCCGAACGGAGCUCAUUUACCUGGAGGAAUCUCCAGACUACUGCAGUCAGAACGCCAGCCUGGGCCUUCACGGUACUGAGGGCAGGGAGUGCCUGCAGCAAGGCGAGGGCUUGAACCAGUGGGAGAAGAGGAGCUGCCGCCGGCUGUGCCAUGAGUGUGGCCUGAGGGUGGAGGAGAGGCGGACAGAGAUAGUCAGCAGCUGUAACUGUAAGUUCCAAUGGUGCUGCACGGUCAAGUGUGAGAACUGCUCUCAAGUGAUGGUCAAACACGUGUGUGCCAGAAGAGAGGGAGGCCACGGACACAACUACAGGAGGAGAUACCGAGGACCUAAAUGAAUGAAUGAAGAGAGGGAGGCCACGGACACAACUACAGGAGGAGAUACCGAGGACUUAAAUGAAUGAAUGAAGAGAGGGAGGCCACGGACACAACUACAGGAGGAGAUACCGAGGACCUAAAUGAAUGAAUGAAGAGAGGGAGGCCACGGACACAACUACAGGAGGAGAUAUCGAGGACCUAAAUGAAUGAAUGAAGAGAGGGAGGCCACGGACACAACUACAGGAGGAGAUACCGAGGACCUAAAUGAAUGAAUGAAGAGAGGGAGGCCACGGACACAACUACAGGAGGAGAUACCGAGGACCUAAAUGAAUGAAUGAAGAGAGGGAGGCCACGGACACAACUACAGGAGGAGAUACCGAGGACCUAAAUGAAUGAAAGAGGGAGGCCUGUGGUUUUAUUCUAUGCAAACUAUUAUGAUGGCAAAUGUUAAAUCAUGAGUUUUUGUCUUAUUUCAAAUCUAUCUUUAUUCACAAAGACUGUCCUCCACGUGAUUAUGUGAAAUGUUCUGCACUUCCCCCGUCACCCACCCAAGUUUGUCUUAUUGUAGGUCUAUAUCGAUGUAAAUUAUAUAUUUAUGUAUGUGACUCAUUGGAAAUAUUUAAUAAACAAAUAUAAAAUAUA